UCUCCGCAGCCGCGCGUUCGCCUGUGUAAUUUAUCGCUUAUCGAUCACCAGGGAUCCGAGAGCAGCCGGGGAGCGCGAUAGGAAUCAGGAUCGGAUAAUCGGAUUAAGGGGAGAACCAAUAAUUCCAGUUGGGAUUUCUAAAUAGUGUCAGGAUUCACCAGCAUGAUCGAAUGAUGGAGGUGAUUUCGACACGUCGGUACGAGGCUCGUCCACCGCCAACGAGCCAUCCUCCGAUUCUGAUCGACCCUGAGAAUUCUGUGGCUUUGAUCAAAGAAGAGGAAUGGGAGACCCGCAAGAAGAAGGAGAUUACCACCACCAGGCAGAUAGAGACGAGGGUGAAACGGCAGGUAGUCCUCGAGGAUGGCGAGGUCGUCGUCGACUCAGGACCCCUCGUCACUACGAAUACCACCGAGGAUGUCGAACAGCAGGAACACACCACGCAAGAAAGACGAACCACGGGUGACCAGCCGCAGCAGGUCGAGUGGCCAACAGGUGGGAAGAGUCCCGUGGACAGUGGAAGCGUGGUCCAGAAGGAGCUGAACGAGACGGUGGUGAGGAGCCGGGAAGAGAUCGAGGAGAGGCUGGAAACGGAGGACCGUCAACAGCUGGGAGAUAUCUCGGACGAGGCGUACCAGACGGCGGUGAGGAACAACCGCGGUGAUUUGAGAGUGGCCCUCGCCGAAUCCGCGAAGCAGUUGGCGUCCCAAACGGGUCCCAGGGUCGUUCAACACACGACCAAGUCGAACAAGGUGAUCGACACUGAGAAAACCUUGGAGAGGAAGGAGCUCAAGCCCGAUGGAUUAAUUGUUACCGAGAGAAAACGCACCGUCGAGCACGAGGAGAUUAAGGACGACGAGGUUCCCGAUGACGGGAAGGACGUGAACGGUGACGACGCCUCGGAGAAGAGGAAGGAGAGUUCGCAGAGGUUCGUGAAGAAGAGGGACGAGGACGUAGUGGAUUACGUAUCGGGCGGCGAGAGGGUCGCCCGGGAAAUGCGUUACGUCGCGGAGACCACCGAAGGCGAACGAAUUGGGGACUGGACACCAUCACCAACGGCGAUGCGUACCACUCGUUUUCAUAAACAUUCCGGCUUCCCAGAAAGUUUUCCAGCUCGCAAGGACGUGUUAACGAAAAAACCGUUGGACUUCGAAGAAGAGGAUGAGGCGAGGAAAUUCGAGACGUCCAAGUGGCUGGAGAGCCAUUUCGGCAGCGAGUCGCGCUCCUCCCAUGGAUCCAUCGACGCUGACGAUUCUCCCUUGCCAACUAGCACCAACACUAGUUACAUCAACGUUACCAUGAAAUCGUGCGGGCCCAGGGAGCGAGAUUAUCAAAACACUAAUUCUAAUCGACAACGAAGGAACACGGGUCGAGAUUCGACAUCUCCUUCGGGCUACUUCCACGGGAUAAGCGAGUGGUCCGAGAGAUACCAAGGAAGAGAGAAGCAAAACCACGUGGGUAGGAGCUCUCCCUUGCAAUACGUCGAAGCUGUGCACACGAAUGGAUACGGCCAAGAGCAUCCGAGAAAUCAUGUCGAAUACUCAAAGACUUACGAAUCUGUUUUACGUCGCGAGCACCAAGAAUCGUUCGAACGACGCACGCCUUCUCCGCCAGUUCGGAGGAGAUCGAAGGAACAAUGGACAAGGUCCGAGGAGAAGACUAGCUUGAACGAUUCGGCGCCGGCACGAACUGCCAGUCCGGUUCACGUCGUGCAGAGGACCUGGGAGAGUCGUAACCAAGAGCAGACAGUCGCUGAACGGGACAACAGAAAGAAAUCGACAUCGAGAUCGCGAUCUACGUCUCCCGUAAGAGAAUCGCAUUCGAGGAUUAGUAAAAAAUCAGCUGAGACAUCCUCCUCGACUCCUAGUCGUCCACCAAAAGGUUCCGGACACUCGAAAUACAAGAUCGGUGAAUCGUUCAGAAAACUAGUAGAGAAGCUGCGCUCGGCGAGCAGUGAAAGGAAGAACAAGCGCGCCAGUAGCAGUUCUACGUCUCAACUGACCCAGACAGACGACAACGGUCCGACGUACAUGCAGUACAACGUGAUCGACAAGAACAUUCCUCUGGACCUCGAAGAGAAGCCGCCGGAGAGACCGCCACGAUCUCCCCGGAACAGUGCGAUGAACAAUACGAGCAAAACGACGAAAACGAUCAAACCCGAGCAUACUGUUCAAGAACAACGCACCGAAUCGACCCCGCCGUUGCACAGGUACUACCUUGGCGAGGACCCAUUCGGUGGAAGCAUUUAUGGUCGCGAAAAGGGAUAUCAAGACUCGAGAAGAUCCGGGAAGCUACGUAGAAACGUUGCCGAGACCGAGUACAGCGUCGCUUCAAGUUCGCUCGGCAGGUUGAGCAAGUCCACCAGUCGGCUAGCCAACAACCACGAGAGGGAAGAACAGUUGAGGAGCGCGCAGACCCUGCCCAGGAAUCUCCAUUCGGGUGGACAGUAUCCUCGAUCGAAGCGGCAGCAGCCUGUCUCAAAGCUGGCUACUUCCUCCACUCCUUCGUCGACGAGUCAGUCGCGGCAGUACGGAAGCAUGAUCAAUAUCUCGAUCAAGAACACGGUCACGUCGCCGAAAGUGAUGAAGGACAACAUUCAGCCACCGAUCAAGCCGGAGAGGACCUACAAGUCCUCGUUGCUUCGCAGCAAGAGCUUCAACGUCGAGGCUGGAACGCCGCCGAGGAUACCGUACACGUCUAACUCACAGUUGAAUCGACUCGACGAGACGCCGCCCUUAAAAAGUCCUGGGAUCCUGGCUAGUAUUAGCAGGAGUAACAGAGAUCUGUUCAAGGACUAUUAGUAAUUUUAUAAUGAACUUUUUUUUAAUUCUAACAGCUUUCUAUUUCUACGAUUUAUUAUUGUUUCUAUUGAUUCAAACCCAAGAUUACAUAUCAGACC
This is a messenger RNA of Ceratina calcarata, 2896 nucleotides long. It is a transcript of the gene chas, whose product is annotated as chascon. The coding region runs from base 171 to 2798 and encodes 875 amino acids. The record is from RefSeq and is a predicted model, not a curated record. Lineage: Eukaryota; Metazoa; Arthropoda; Insecta; Hymenoptera; Apidae. The transcript has 12 exons.